This is a messenger RNA of Paracoccidioides brasiliensis Pb18, 1485 nucleotides long. RefSeq lists its product as uncharacterized. Gene Ontology annotation, molecular function: cysteine-type deubiquitinase activity; cysteine-type endopeptidase activity. The transcript has 3 exons. Gene Ontology annotation, biological process: protein deubiquitination. The record is from RefSeq and is a predicted model, not a curated record. Bases 1 to 1485 code for a protein of 494 amino acids. Gene Ontology annotation, cellular component: nucleus; cytosol.
AUGAGUCGUAAAGGGAAAAGCCAUGCUACAUCAGGGAAUGAGGAGGCAGCUACGUAUAACGGCGCGGUGGAUUUGGGUGUAGAAGCCCCCGAAAAAUCCAAUGUCUCGGGGAAUAAAGAAGCAGUAUCGCAUAGCAGACAGUUCAAGUGGAACCGGGAGUAUAUGUCGUUACUAUCGAGAGGAAUGCCAAAUGAAAAUAAUGUCCUCUGUUAUCGCAAUAGCGCCUUUAUAUCGCUGCUGCAUUCCCCCGUGUUCGUGAAUUGGCUACGGGCCCGCCGAUGUAUCUCUGGCAAUGAAGCUAACCCGGAUUGCCUAGCUUUCAGUUGGGAUAUGUAUUCCAAGUUGUACUGGUCGAACACUAUACAGGCGGAUACUCUAAAUUCGCAUAUGACCACACUUUGGAAUAAGCAUUUGUUGAAAUUACAAUGGGGUUUCCCAGAGCAGCAGGGUGAAGAUAUCAUUCCUCAACAGGAAGACGUUGUAGAAUUUUUAACCUACUUGAUAGGCAGCUUAGCAGCCGAGCGAGAAGAACACGGAAAUAAGAGAGAGAAAAAGUACUUCGAACAGAUGUUUCGGACCUCGCUGUUACUUACUCGAACUUGCCUGGGCUGUACGGCACCAAAAUGUGACUCGGAGACUCGGACGUCGAACAUACUGUACGCCAUUCCACCACCAUUAAUGGCGCAAACCAGAAGAAUCGAAGAGGGAAUCGCCACAUACCUAGAAAACGAGGCCUUGUUGGAUAGGGUCUGUACAACAUGCCACAUCGCCCUAUCUCCUGCCGACACAGCCCGUAUUAGGAGGGCACCCGAAAUUCUCAUUGUACAAGUUGAUCGAUUCAAGGUAAUAGAUAACAAAUCUAUGAAAGUUUUCACCAACCUGACGUUCGGAGAAGAGCUAGAUCUCACAAGUCAUUAUGAUAACACCGGCGAUAAUACCGGGGAAGGACUUCGAUAUCAGCUCGUUUCAGUUAUAUUCCAUUUGGGUCUGGCUGUUGAAGAAGGCCACUACAUCACCUUUGCGAAACAACCCAAUGGAGUAUGGUCUAAGAUUGAUGACGAAAAGGUGACAAAAAUCCAAUUCAACGAUAUCGCAGAUGGCUCUCAUGGAUGGAAUGAGACUCCAUAUGUAUUUUUUUACUCCAGGAUAUAUUCAGAGCCACAAGCAUCAGGCACUGAGAAAGCCAGUCAACUACACGCCAGCAAAACUUCUCCAGGAGUAACGCAAGAAGGUGAAGAUGACCAUUCAGCACUAGCAUCACGUUUUUAUGAUUUCUUUUCCCAAACACUCUCUGAAAAAGCCGGUGUUUCUACACCUAGGUCCAAAUCGACGACGGAACAGCCAGCGCAAAUGUGGGUGAAUAUUACCAUGGGCAAUAUGGCUCUGACUGGGACUCUUCAGGGCAGAUUGGAUAUGGCUGUUAAACGCCUUUUGCCCACGGACGAACCCGGAGACCGUGGCUGCGAGUUUAAAAAGCUGCGAUAA